This is a messenger RNA of Nerophis ophidion (straightnose pipefish), 15025 nucleotides long. It is a transcript of the gene hs3st3b1a, whose product is annotated as heparan sulfate (glucosamine) 3-O-sulfotransferase 3B1a. The coding region runs from base 132 to 1220 and encodes 362 amino acids. The record is from RefSeq and is a predicted model, not a curated record. Lineage: Eukaryota; Metazoa; Chordata; Actinopteri; Syngnathiformes; Syngnathidae. The transcript is spliced from 2 exons. Gene Ontology annotation, molecular function: [heparan sulfate]-glucosamine 3-sulfotransferase activity.
GUGAUGGGAGCGCACCUUCUUUUUUUUUUUUCACCACCUGUGCAUAAGUUCAUCCGCGCGCACUAUGUUUCCGAGGGACUUUUAAAGUGUAAAAGUAAGGUGCGCUUUUGCCAGGAUGCCCACCGCCUGGAAUGCAACCUGCGUCUAUGGAAUAUAGCCCGGUGUUCCACGGUCUUCAUGUCGUGCCAUCAUCCCACCUGAAGAACAAAGUCUUUCUUUUCUGCAUUAUGCUCACCCUGUGGGUCUACAUGGUCUACUGUUGCGUGGGCUACGGCGCCACCAUGCCCGACCUGCAGGCGUACUACAGCCGCGCGGAGCCCCAAGUGGACCCCCGGGGCUCCUCCGUGGGGCCGCUGAGGGAUUUGCUGAAUAACGACAACGACGUGGACAGCAGAGGGGACGACUGGGAGGACGAUUUGGAGAAUAAUCAUCUCCUCAACGUGUCGGAGGCGAAUAAACUACCUCAGGCGAUCAUCAUCGGGGUGAAGAAGGGAGGGACGCGCGCCCUGCUGGAGUUCCUGCGCCUGCACCCGGACGUGCGCGCCGCCGGAGCGGAGCCGCACUUCUUUGACCGGAACUACGACAAGGGACUGGAGUGGUACAGGGAGCUGAUGCCCAAGUCCUCCCAGGGCCAGCUGACCAUGGAGAAGACGCCCAGCUACUACAUCACCAAGGAGGUCCCAGCCCGUAUUCAUGCCAUGUCUAAAGACACAAAACUGAUAGUGGUUGUCCGGAACCCCGUCACACGAGCCAUCUCGGACUACACCCAGACCCGCUCCAAGAAACCGGACAUCCCGUCCUUCGAGAGCCUGACCUUUAAGAACACAUCGGGUGUGAUCGACGCGGCGUGGAGCGCCGUCCAAAUCGGAAUGUACGCCAAGCACCUGGAACGUUGGCUCCGGUACUUCCCUAUGGAGCAGCUGCUGUUUGUGAGCGGCGAGAGACUUAUCAGCGACCCCGCCGGCGAGGUGGCCCGGGUUCAAGACUUUCUCAGGCUCCGGAGGGUGGUCACGGAGAAGCAUUUCCACUUUAACCCAACAAAGGGCUUCCCUUGCUUAAAGAGGCCAGAGGGGAACAGUAAGCCCCACUGUCUGGGCAAAACAAAAGGCAGAACCCAUCCUAAUAUUGACCCCGAGGUGGUGCAGAGACUACGGGAGUUCUACAAGCCCUUUAACCGGAGGUUUUACCAGAUGAUUGGCCAUGACUUUGGCUGGGACUGAAAAGGAAGAGCAGCAGGCUCAUGCUAGUUCCUUAUUUGUGUGUGUGUGUUUUUUUUUUUUUUAUAUAUAACUGUAUCAUGCAGAAGACGUAGAGAGUAUAUUUGCCAGAUAUGUAAAAAGUACAAAAGUCUAUUUUAUAAUAAUUUAUUGCUAUGAUUACUAAGCUGUGUAACUUUAGAAUAGACACAUACUUUAAGGCAGUGGUUCUUAACCUUGUUGGAAGUACUGAACCCCACCAGUUUUAAGUGCGCAUUAACCGAAUCCUUCUUUAGUGAAAAAUAAAAUAGUCACACUUUAGUACGGGGAACAUAUUCACCAUUAAUUAGUUGAUUAUUAACAUGCAGAUUAUUAACAUAUUGGCUCAGUCCUUUAAAGGCCUUCAAUUAAUAAUGGAGACGUCAAAGAAGAAAGAUGUAGGUGGGAAGCGGUGUAUUGCGGCCGCUUUUAGCAACACAAACACAGCCGGUGUUUCCUUGUUUACAUUCCCUAAAGGUGACGGUGAAGCUUUACUAUAGAACCGAGCGGUCAAGCGAACAUGGUUCCCUACCACAUGUCAAUCGGUAGGUUUCGGUAAGAAAAUGGAGGUAAUAAGUCGGCUCUUAUCUUAGAUAUGAGCAGAGAGCUUGCAUCGUCCUGCAGCUAUGGACGCUCUUGCCUCCUCCCCUCGGAGACAAAUGGCGGUCACCACACCCGUGGCCACACCCCUCCGACUUUCAGGUUGUACAGGUAUCGAAUCCUUCUUUAAUACAUGGCCCUUCUUCUAAAAUAGUCACACUUUAGUACGGGGAACAUAUUCACCAUUAAUUAGUUGCUUAUUAACAUGCAGAUUUGUAACAUAUUGGCUCAGUCCUUUAAAGGCCUACUGAAACCCACUACUACCGACCACGCAGUCUGAUAGUUUAUACAUCAAUGAUGAAAUAUUAACAUUGCAACACAUGCCAAUACGGCCGGUUUAGUUUACUAAAUUGCAAUUUUUAAAUUUCGCGCGAAUUAUCCUGCUGAAAACGUCGCGGUAUGAUGACGCGACGGAUUGUAGCGGACAUGUUGUUCCAGCCCCGAUCCCAGUUUUAAGUCGUCUGCUUUAAUCGCAUAAUUACACAGUAUUCUAGACUCUGUGUUUCUGAAUCUUUUGCAAUUUGUUCAAUGAAUAAUGGAGACGUCAAAGAAGAAAGAUGUAGGUGGGAAGCGGUGUAUUGCGGCCACCUUUAGCCACACAAGCCGGUGUUUCCUUGUUUACAUUCCCUAAAGAUGACGGUGAAGCAUUACUAUGGAACCGAGCGGUCAAGCGAACAUGGUUCCCUACCACUUGUCAACCGGUAGGUUUCGGUAAGAAAAUGGAGGUAAUAAGUCGGCUCUUAUCUUAGACAUGAGCAGAGAGCUUGCGUCCUCCUGCAAAUGCGGACUCUCUCCCCGCUAUUUUUCUCCCCCCGGAGACAAAUAGCGGUCACCACACCCCUCCGACUUUCAGGUUGUACAGGUAUCGAAUCCUUCUUUAGUGAAUAAUAAAAUAGUCAUACUUUAGUACGGGGAACAUAUUCACCAUUAAUUAGUUGCUUAUUAACAUGCAGAUUAGUAACAUAUUGGCUCAGUACUUUAAAGGCCUACUGAAACCCACUUCUAUUGACCACGCAAUCUGAUAGUUUAUAUAUCAAUGAUGAAAUAUUAACAUUGCAACACAUGCCAAUACGGCCUUUUUAGUUUACUAAAUUGCAAUUUUAAAUUUCGCGCGAAUUAUCCUGCUGAAAACGUCGCGAUAUGAUGACGCGUGCGCAUGACGUCACGGAUUGUAGCGGACAUUUUGUUCCAGCCCUGAUCCCAGCUUUAAGUUGUCUACUUUAAUCGCAUAAAUACAAAGUAUUCUGAACAUCUGUGUUUCUGAAUCUUUUGCAAUUUGUUCAAUUAAUAAUGGAGACGUCAAAGAAGAAAGAUGUAGGUGGGAAGCGGUGUAUUGCGGCUGCCUUUAGCAACACAAACACAGCCGGUGUUUCAUUGUUUGCAUUCCCGAAAGAUGACGGUGAAGCCUUACUAUGGAACCGAGCGGUCAAUCGGCAGGUUUCGGUGAGAAAAUGGAGGUAAUAAGUUGGCUUGCGUCCUCCUGCAGCUGUGGACUCCCUUGCCUCCUCCCACCGGACACACUGGCGGUCACCACACCCCUCCGACUUUCAGGUUGUACAGGUAAAACCAUAUAAUCUCACUAAAACACUAGUAACACAAUAAGCAGAUAAGGGAUUUUCUAGAAUUAUCCUAGUAAAUGUGUCUAAUAUCUGAAUCGCUCCCACUGCCUUCAUCUUUUUUUUUUCUUUCUAGUCCUUCACUCUUACUUUCCUCAUCCACGAAUCUUUCAUCCUCGCUCAAAUUAAUGGGGAAAUCGUCGCUUUCUCGGUCCGAAUCGCUCUUGCUGCUGGUGUCCAUGAUUAUAAACAACGUGAGGAUGUGAGGAGCUCCAUAACCAGUGACGUCACGCGCACAUCGUCUGCUUCUUCCGGUAAAGGCAAGGCUUUUUUAUUAGCGACCUAAAGUUGCGAACUUUAUCGUCGAUGUUCUCUACUAAAUCCUUUCAGCAAAAAAUAUGGCAAUAUCGCGAAAUGAUCAAGUAUGACACAUAAAAUGGACCUGCUAUCCCCGUUUGAAUAAGAAAAUCUCAUUUCAGUAGGCCUUUAAGUACUUAUAUUAAUGCCUUAUUCUGCAUGGCCUUAUUAUUAAACAAAUAAUCCAUUAACUAAGGCCCCAUUUACACUAAGCCGGAUAAGGUUAUCCAGUGUAAAUCACACCUAACCUUAUCCGUGUCCACACACACUUAUGCCACCGUUUAAGACCCCCGCCCCCUCUGUCCGCUGCGAAACGCCACCUAAUAUGCGUCAUAGUCACCUCCAGUGUUGCUUUGUGUGCAAGUUCUGAAAUGUAACUUAUCGGAACAAUAUCCAGUGUUGUGGUAUUUCAAUUACCUGGAAUCCAGUGUGCUGUGGGGCCCUGUUGUAGGGAAUCACACCUGAGCCAUCAUAAAUUAAUAUAAUCUUUAUUAGACACGUAAACAAUGUGAUAAAGAACAUUUUACAUCAAUUAAAAUAGAGAUCUAGAGAUUGGGUUAGGACACUCCUCACUCUUUUGCCUUCACUUUCAUUGUCCAUUCGUUUUUGGCGACUUUAUAGACUCUGGACUUAGACGUCGAGUCCGCGACAUACAUGGCGGACAAAAAAAUGAUACAGUCCGCUUUGCCAGUCCGAAAGCAUUCGCCGUUUUCCGUAGUUAGUUUUCCCCGAAAGUGAAGUGAAGUGAAUUAUAUUUAUAUAGCGCUUUUUCUCUAGUGACUCAAAGCGCUUUACAUAGUGAAACCCAAUAUCUAAGUUACAUUCAAACCAGUGUGGGUGGCACUGGGAGCAGGUGGGUAAAGUGUCUUACCCAAGGACACAACGGCAAUGACUAGGAUGGCGGAAGCGGGAAUCGAACCUGCAACCCUCAAGUUGCUGUCACGGCCACUCUACCAACCGAGCUAAACCGCCCCACAAAGCUGUCAUGACUUGUUUUACUGCGGUGCAAAGCGACUGGAUCGGACACAACGAGAAUUUAACGAAAUAUUUUAUUCUUAACUCAAAAAAGGAACAAACGAAAGGCGCUCAGAGAGGAGGUACAAAAACUUGGGCCAUGAAUUGCUUCCACUGCCCUCGUCUUUUUUUUUUUUUUUUUUUUUCCCCUAGUCUUUCACUCUUACUUUCCUCAUCCACGAAUCUUUCAUCGUCGCUUUCUCUGUCCGAAUCGCUCUUGCUGCUGGUGGCCAUGAUUAUAAACAAUGUGAGGAUGUGAGGAGCUCCACAACCCGUGACAUCACACGCACAUCGUCUGCUACUUCCGGUACGAGCAAGGCUUUUUUUCAUUAGCGACCAAAAGUUGCAAACUUUAUCGUCGAUGUUCUCUACUAAAUCCUUUCAGCAAUAUCGUGAAAUGAUCAAGUAUGACACAUAGAAUGGACCUGCUAACCCCGUUUAAAUAAGAAAAUCUCUAAUUUCAGUAGGCCUUCAAUGGCUUACUGCUUGUGUCAUAAGGCCAUGCAGAAUAAGGCAUUAAUAAGUACUUAAUCAUGACUAAUUAAGAGCCAAUAUGUUGCUAAUUUUCAUGUCAAUAAGCAACUAAUUAUUGGUGAAUAUGUUCCCCAUACUAAAGUCUUACUAGAAGUUCUUAUUUACACGAUGAGUCGGGUGUGUCUUGACUUCAACGGCGGAGGCUGACCCACCGAAUCGAGUCCAGGUUAAGAACCACUGCUUUAAGGUCACAAAGAUUCUCCUCAAAGCACAAAUACGGGUAUUUAAAGAUAGCUCUUUUAAUUUAGUUUUUGUUUUCCUUUUCCUUUCUUAAAAGCUGCUUGGGCAUCCCUCACCUCAACCUGACUAUGAGAUCCACCGAGUAAAUAUCCCCUUAACAUUUGCUUGACCCUCCACGGUCUGUGGACUCACUUAGUAAGGUCGAUGCGGGCCUCCGAUGAUCCGGUUGUCACUCGGCCAGGUUGAUUGAUGCGGUAAUAGCUCCUCAUCACGUCAAUUAGGCCCGACGGAUGGCCGCAGCCACCAUCGCUGAAGCGCUGCAAUAAAACACAGAUCCAUUAAUGCUGGCGAGGUUAUCGCUGACCUUUAAGUCCAAUUCUGUUCAAUGUAAUCUAAAACGUCCUCUGCAAAUUUUGCCCCAGAACAUUUCGACAACUGGUGUCCGGAAGAAUUUCAUGGGGUUGGAUUCCACCUGUUUUCCAAAGAUGCACGUUUGAAGCUCAUUCUGUUUGAAUAAAUGCUGUUUUUUCAUGAAUAGUUCUGUAUAAGUGACACCCGAUGUGACAAAGAUAUCCUAUAAUUGAACUGAUAAUGAAAAAAUAUGAAAAAACACGUUUUAAUUUCUUCUAGUCAGACGAUAGAAUUUCGAUAUGAAAGAUGGUUUAUUUUACUUUGACAUGGUGGCGACCUGUCCAGGGUGUACGCCGCCUUCCGUCCGAAUGCAGCUCAGAUAGGCGCAAGCAACCCUAAAAGGGACAAGCGGUAGGAAAUGGAUGGAUGGAUGUUUCAACUGUCAUCUACAGCAGAGGGUUUCAAACUCAUUUGUAGAUCGGGGGCCACAUGGAGAAAAAUCUACACCCAAGUGGGCCGGACUGGUAAAAUCACGGCACGAUAACUUAAAAAUAAAGACAACUUCAGAUUGUUUGUUUAAAAAAAGAUUAAGCACAUUCGGAAAUUGUACAAAUAAUAGUUGUGUGUUUUUAACAAUUGCCUGUGGCGGUAAUAAUAUACAUACUUUGUCAUUAUUUAUAUUUUUUGAAUAAAUUAUGCGAUCAUGUUCAUCAGUCAACUCAUUUGUGUCAAUUUUCAUGAAUAGUUCGGUAUAAGUGACACCCGAUGUGACAAAGAUAUCCUAUAAUUGAACUGAUAAUGAAAAAAUAUGAAAAAACACGUUUUAAUUUCUUCUAGUCAGACGAUAGAAUUGCGAUAUGAAAGAUGGUUUAUUUUACUUUGACAUGGUGGUGACUUGUCCAGGGUGUACACCGCCUUCCGUCCCAAUGCAGCUGAAAUAGGCGCGAGCAACCCCAAAAAGGGACAAGCGGUAGAAAAUGGAUGGAUGGAUGUUUGAACUGUCAUCUACAGCAGAGGGUUUCAAACUCAUUUGUAGAUCGGGGGCCACAUGGAGAAAAAUCUACACCCAAGUGGGCCGGACUGGUAAAAUCACGGCACGAUAACUUAAAAAUAAAGACAACUUCAGAUUGUUUGUUUAAAAAAAGAUUAAGCACAUUCGGAAAUUGUACAAAUAAUAGUUGUGUGUUUUUAACAAUUGCCUGUGGCGGUAAUAAUAUACAUACUUUGUCAUUAUUUAUAUUUUUUGAAUAAAUUAUGCGAUCAUGUUCAUCAGUCAACUCAUUUGUGUCAAUUUUCAUGAAUAGUUCGGUAUAAGUGACACCCGAUGUGACAAAGAUAUCCUAUAAUUGAACUGAUAAUGAAAAAAUAUGAAAAAACACGUUUUAAUUUCUUCUAGUCAGACGAUAGAAUUGCGAUAUGAAAGAUGGUUUAUUUUACUUUGACAUGGUGGUGACUUGUCCAGGGUGUACACCGCCUUCCGUCCCAAUGCAGCUGAAAUAGGCGCGAGCAACCCCAAAAAGGGACAAGCGGUAGAAAAUGGAUGGAUGGAUGUUUGAACUGUCGUCUACAGCAGAGGGUUUCAAACUCAUUUGCAGAUCGGGGGCCACAUGGAGAAAAAUCUACACCCAAGUGGGCCGGACUGGUAAAAUCACGGCACGAUAACUUAAAAAUAAAGACAACUUCAGAUUGUUUAAAAAAAGAUUUAGCACAUUCGGAAAUUGUACAAAUAAUAGUUGUGUUUUUUUAACAAUUGCCUGUGGCGGUAAUAAAAUAUAUACUUUGUCGUUAUUUAUAUUUUUUGAAUAAAUGAUGCGAUCAUGUUCAUCAGUCAACUCAUUUGUGUCAAUUUUCAUGAAUAGUUCUGUAUAAGUGACACCCGAUGUGACAAAGAUAACCUAUAAUUGAACUGAUAAUGAAAAAAUAUGAAAAAACACGUUUUAAUUUCUUCUAGUCAGACGAUAGAAUUUCGAUAUGAAAGAUGCAUUAUUUUACUUUGACAUGGUGGCGACUUGUCCAGGGUGUACGCCGCCUUCCGUCCGAAUGCAGCUGAAAUAGGCGCAAGCAACCCCAAAAGGGGCAAGCGGUAGAAAAUGGAUGGAUGGAUGUUUCAACUGUCGUCUACAGCAGAGGGUUUCAAACUCAUUUGCAGAAAAAUCUACUCCCAAGUGGGCCGGACUGGUAAAAUCACUGCACGAUAACUUAAAAAUAAAGACAACUUCAGAUUGUUUGUUUAAAAAAAGAUUUAGCACAUUUGGAAAUUGUACAAAUAAUAGUUGUGUUUUUUUAACAAUUGCCUGUGGCGGUAAUAGUAUAUAUACUUUGCGUUAUUUAUAUUUUUUGACUAAAUUAUGCGAUCAUGUUCAUCAGUCAACUCAUUUGUGUCAAUUUUCAUGAAUAGUUCGGUAUAAGUGACACCCGAUGUGACAAAGAUAUCCUAUAAUUGAACUGAUAAUGAAAAAAUAUGAAAAAACACGUUUUAAUUUCUUCUAGUCAGACGAUAGAAUUUCGAUAUGAAAGAUGCAUUAUUUUACUUUGACAUGGUGGCGACUUGUCCAGGGUGUACGCCGCCUUCCGUCCGAAUGCAGCUGAAAUAGGCGCAAGCAACCCCAAAAGGGACAAGCGGUAGAAAAUGGAUGGAUGGAUGUUUCAACUGUCGUCUACAGCAGAGGGUUUCAAACACAUUUGCAGAUCGGGGGCCACAUGGAGAAAAAUCUACACCCAAGUGGGCCGGACUGGUAAAAUCACGGCACGAUAACUUAAAAAUAAAGACAACUUCAGACUGUUUGUUUAAAAAAAGAUUUAGCACAUUCGGAAAUUGUACAAAUAACAGUGUUUUUUUUUAACAAUUGCCUGUGGCGGUAAUAGUAUACAUACUUUGCUUUAUUUAUAUUUUUUGAAUAAAUUAUGCGAUCAUGUUCAUCAGUCAACUCAUUUGUGUCAAUUUUCAUGAAUAGUUCUGUAUAAGUGACACCCGAUGUGACAAAGAUAUCCUAUAAUUGAACUGAUAAUGAAAAAAUAUGAAAAAACAACACAUUUUAAUUUCUUCUAGUCAGACAAUAGAGUUUCGAUAUGAAAGAUGGUUUAUUUUACUUUGACAUGGUGGUGACUUGUCCAGGGUGUACGCCGCCUUCCGUCCGAAUGCAGCUGAAAUAGGCGCAAGCAACCCCAAAAGGGACAAGCGGUAGAAAAAUGGAUGGAUGGAUGUUUCAACUGUCAUCUACAGCAGAGGGUUUCAAACACAUUUGCAGAAAAAUCUACACCCAAGUGGGCCGGACUGGUAAAAUCACGGCACGAUAACUUAAAAAUAAAGACAACUUCAGAUUGUUUGUUUAAAAAAAGAUUAAGCACAUUCGGAAAUUGUACAAAUAGUAGUGUUUUUUUAACAAUUGCCUGUGGCGGUAAUAAAAUAUAUACUUUGCGUUAUUUAUAUUCUUUGAAUAAAUUAUGCGAUCAUGUUCAUCAGUCAACUCAUUUGUGUCAAUUUUCAUGAAUAGUUCGGUAUAAGUGACACCCGAUGUGACAAAGAUAACCUAUAAUUGAAUUGAUAAUGAAAAAAUAUGAAAAAACAACACAUUUUAAUUUCUUCUAGUCAGACGAUAGAAUUUCGAUAUGAAAGAUGGUUUAUUUUACUUUGACAUGGUGGCGACUUGUCCAGAGUGUUUACCGUCUUCCGUCCGAAUGCAGCUGAAAUAGGCGCAAGCACCCCAAAAGGGACAAGCGGUAGAAAAUGGAUGGAUGGAUGUUUCAACUGUCGUCUACAGCAGAGGGUGUCAAACUCAUUUGUAGAUCGGGGGCCACAUGGAGAAAAAUCUACACCCAAGUGGGCCGGACUGGUAAAAUCACGGCACGAUAACUUAAAAAUAAAGACAACUUCAGAUUGUUUGUUUAAAAAAAGAUUAAGCACAUUCGGAAAUUGUACAAAUAAUAGUGUUAUUUUUAACAAUUGCCUGUGGCGGUAAUAGUAUAUAUACUUUGCGUUAUUUAUAUUUUUUGAAUAAAUUAUGCGAUAUUGUUCAUCAGUCAACUCAUUUGUGUCAAUUUUCAUGAAUAGUUCGGUAUAAGUGACACCCGAUGUGACAAAGAUAUCCUAUAAUUGAACUGAUAAUGAAAAAAUAUGAAAAAACAACACGUUUUAAUUUCUUCUAGUCAGACGAUAGAAUUGCGAUAUGAAAGAUGGUUUAUUUUACUUUGACGUGGUGGUGACUUGUCCAGGGUGUACACCACCUUCCGUCCCAAUGCAGCUGAAAUAGGCGCGAGCAACCCCAAAAAGGGACAAGCGGUAGAAAAUGGAUGGAUGGAUGUUUCAACUGUCAUCUACAGCAGAGGGUUUCAAACUCAUUUGCAGAAAAAUCUACUCCCAAGUGGACCGGACUGGUAAAAUCACGGCACGAUAACUUAAAAAUAAAGACAACUUCAGAUUGUUUGUUUAAAAAAAGAUUAAGCACAUUCAGAAAUUGUACAAAUAAUAGUUGUGUUUUUUUAACAAUUGCCUGUGGCGGUAAUAAAAUAUAUACUUUGCGUUAUUUAUAUUUUUUGAAUAAAUUAUGCGAUCAUGUUCAUCAGUCAACUCUUUGUGUCAAUUUUCAUGAAUAGUUCGGUAUAAGUGACACCCGAUGUGACAAAGAUAACCUAUAAUUGAACUGAUAAUGAAAAAAUAUGAAAAAACAACACAUUUUAAUUUCUUCUAGUCAGACGAUAGAAUUUCGAUAUGAAAGAUGGUUUAUUUUACUUUGACAUGGUGGCGACUUGUCCAGAGUGUUUACCGUCUUCCGUCCGAAUGCAGCUGAAAUAGGCGCAAGCAACCCCAAAAGGGACAAGCGGUAGAAAAUGGAUGGAUGGAUGUUUCAACUGUCGUCUACAGCAGAGGGUUUCAAACUCAUUUGUAGAUCGGGGGCCACAUGGAGAAAAAUCUACACCCAAGUGGGCCGGACUGGUAAAAUCACGGCACGAUAACUUAAAAAUAAAGACAACUUCAGAUUGUUUGUUUAAAAAAAGAUUUAGCACAUUCGGAAAUUGUACAAAUAACAGUUUUUUUUUAACAAUUGCCUGUGGCGGUAAUAGUAUACAUACUUUGCUUUAUUUAUAUUUUUUGAAUAAAUUAUGCGAUCAUGUUCAUCAGUCAACUCAUUUGUGUCAAUUUUCAUGAAUAGUUCUGUAUAAGUGACACCCGAUGUGACAAAGAUAACCUAUAAUUGAACUGAUAAUGAAAAAAUAUGAAAAAACACGUUUUAAUUUCUUCUAGUCAGACGAUAGAAUUUCGAUAUGAAAGAUGGUUUAUUUUACUUUGACAUGAUGGCGACUUGUCCAGGGUAUACACCGCCUUCCGUCCGAAUGCAGCUGAAAUAGGCGCAAGCAACCCCAAAAGGGGCAAGCGGUAGAAAAUGGAUGGAUGGAUGUUUCAACUGUCGUCUACAGCAGAGGGUGUCAAACUCAUUUGCAGAUCGGGGGCCACAUGGAGAAAAAUCUACACCCAAGUGGGCCGGACUGGUAAAAUCACGGCACGAUAACUUAAAAAUAAAGACAACUUCAGAUUGUUUAAAAAAAGAUUAAGCACAUUCGGAAAUUGUACAAAUAGUGUUAUUUUUAACAAUUGCCUGUGGCGGUAAUAGUAUAUAUACUUUGCGUUAUUUAUAUUUUUUGAAUAAAUUAUGCGAUCAUGUUCAUCAGUCAACUCAUUUGUGUCAAUUUUCAUGAAUAGUUCUGUAUAAGUGACACCCGAUGUGACAAAGAUAACCUAUAAUUGAACUGAUAAUGAAAAACUAUAAAAAAACAACACGUUUUAAUUUCUUCUAGUCAGACGAUAGAAUUUCGAUAUGAAAGAUGGUUUAUUUUACUUUGACAUUGUGGCGACUUGUCCAGGGUGUACGCCGCCUUCCGUCCGAAUGCAGCUGAAAUAGGCGCAAGCAACCCCAAAAGGGACAAGCGGUAGAAAAUGGAUGGAUGGAUGUUUCAACUGUCAUCUACAGCAGAGGGUUUCAAACUCAUUUGUGGAUCGGGGGCCACAUGGAGAAAAAUCUACACCCAAGUGGGCCGGACUGGUAAAAUCACGGCACGAUAACUUAAAAAUAAAGACAACUUCAGAUUGUUUGUUUAAAAAAAGAUUUAGCACAUUCGGAAAUUGUACAAAUAAUAGUUGUGUUUUUUUAACAAUUGCCUGUGGCGGUAAUAGUAUACAUACUUUGUCGUUAUUUAUAUUUUUUGAAUAAAUUAUGCAAUCAUGUUCAUCAGUCAACUCAUUGGUGUCAAUUUUCUAUCUAUGAAGAUAAAACAAAUAUAUCAACAACAAAAUACAGGAUGUUAUUUAUGUAGUUUGAUCAAUUUCCUCGACUGAUGAACGAACAUCAUGUGGUUUAUUUUGUACAUACUUUAUGUAGCAUCAUGUACAAAAAUACAAAGAAUUGCUAUUGUGAAAUCUAGUGGACACAGCAAUUAUUUUCAUUAAAAAAUUUCAGGUUCAUUUUCAUACUUAGCAAACUCAUCACGUGGGCCGGUAUAAAACCUGUUCGCGGGCCUGAUCAGGCCCUUCGGCCGUACGUUUGACACCCCUGGUCUACAGUCUUCAUCAGAAGGGUCACCUGACCACGGUGACGCUUCGCCUAUAUCAGCCGUAUUCAUUGGCGCUUGAUGGGGAUCGGAGAAGGGAGUCCCAGGUGAGCGCAUUGAUGAUACCUCGUCGCGGUUGAUGAUGUCCUUAAGGGCCUUUUUUUAUUUCCCUACAACAGGGGUCGGCAACCCAAAACGUUGAGAGAGCCAUAUUGGACCAAAUAUACAAAAAACUAACAGCCGUAUAUAAGUGUGGUAAUGAAAACAACACAUGACGUAAGUGUCUACAUUAGCUAUAAUAGCCUACUAUCAAAAUGACUGUCGCGGACUGAAGCAAAUCGUCAAUGCAUUGACAGAAAUGUUCAAAUGUAAUAUUUAUUCUACACAUUUUUACAACAUUAGAAACCAUUAAUAAAUCAGAGGCUACUCAGAAGGUGAGAUAACUCCUGGAAAUUACUGGCCAAAAGGUAGAGAUGUGGUAAUGUUUGCUGUGGUCUGGAACAACAUGGCACACAAACUGAAAUGCAGCCAAUACUACAUACAGGUAAUGUGCAAAUAUAAAUUAUAUACAAAGAGGAUAUAAGUAUAGUAAAUGAGCGCAAAUAUACCUACAAAUGAGGCAUAAUGAUGCAAUAUGUACAUACAGCUAGCAUAAAUAGCAUGUUAGCAUUGAUUAGCUUGCAGCCAUGCACUGACCAAAUAUGCCUAAUUAGCAGUCCGACAAGUCAAUUACAUCAAGAAAAGUGCGCCUUUGUGCAUUCACGCACAGCAUAAAACGCGGGUUGUUGACCCCCGCCCUAUAAGAACAGCUGAUUAGUUACAGUGGCCCUUCUUAAGUUAAGUUAAAGUACCAAUGAUUGUUACACACACACUUAGGUGAGGCGAAAUUAUUCUCUGCAUUUGCUCCAUCACCCUUGAUGGGAGCAGUGAGCAGCAGCGGUGCCGCGCCCGGGAAUAAUUUCUGGUGAUUUAACCCCCAAUUCCAACCCUUGAAGCUGAGUGCCAAGCAGGGAGGUAAUUGGUCCCAUUUUUAUAAUUAUUAUAAUUAGUUCUGAUCUGCGGAUAAUGGUUGAAACAUGUCAUUUACCAUUUAAUGUCCCAAAAUGGUAAAAAAAAAAAAAAGGGUUAUACUUACAUAGCGCUUUUUUUACCUUCAAGGUACUCAAGGGCGGCAUAGCUCGGUUGGUAGAGCGGCCGUGCCAGCAACUUGAAGGUUGCAGGUUCGAUUCCCGCUUCCGCCAUCCUAGUCACUGCCGUUGUGUCCUUGGGCAAGACACUUUACCCACCUGCUCCCAGUGCCACCCACACUGGUUUAAAUGUAAAUUAGAUAUUAGUUUUCACUAUGUAAAGCGCUUUGAGUCACUAGAGAAAAGCGCUAUAUAAAAUAUAAAGCGCUUUGACACUAUUUCCACAUUCACACACUGGUGGUGGCAUAGCUCGGUUGGUAGAGCGGCCGUGCCAGCAACUUGAGGGUUGCAGGUUCGACUCCCGCUUCCGCCAUCCUAGUCACUGCCGUUGUGUCCUUGGGCAAGACACUUUAUACCCACCUGCUCCCAGUGCCACCCACACUGGUUUAAAUGUAAAUUAGAUAUUGGGUUUCACUAUGUGAAGCGCUUUGAGUCACUAGAGAAAAGCGCUAUAUAAAAUAUAAUUCACUUCACUUCAAAGCGCUUUGACACUAUUUCCACAUUCACACACUGAUGGUGGCAUAGCUCGGUUGGUAGAGCGGCCGUGCCAGCAACUUGAAGGUUGCAGGUUCGAUUCCCGCUUCCGCCAUCCUAGUCACUGCCGUUGUGUCCUUGGGCAAGACACUUUACCCACCUGCUCCCAGUGCCACCCACACUGGUUUAAAUGUAAAUUAGAUAUUGGGUUUCACUAUGUAAAGCGCUUUGAGUCACUAGAGAAAAGCGCUAUAUAAAAUAUAAUUCACCUCAAAGCGCUUUGACACUAUUUCCACAUUCACACACUGAUGGUGGCAUAGCUCGGUUGGUAGAGCGGCCGUGCCAGCAACUUGAAGGUUGCAGGUUCGAUUCCCGCUUCCGCCAUCCUAGUCACUGCCGUUGUGUCCUUGGGCAAGACACUUUAUACCCACCUGCUCCCAGUGCCACCCACAUUGGUUUAAAUGUAAAUUAGAUAUUGGGUUUCACUAUGUAAAGCGCUUUGAGUCACUAGAGAAAAGCGCUAUAUAAAAUAUAAUUCACUUCACUUCAAAGCGCUUUGACACUAUUUCCACAUUCACACACUGAUGGCGGGAGCUAACAUGCAAGGACCCAUCAGGAGCAAGGGUGAAGUGUCUUGUUCAGGGACACAACGGACGUGACGAGGUUGGUAGAAGGUGGGGAUCGAAGCAGGAACCCUCAGGUUGUUCUAACCAACCACGCCAAGCCGUCCCCGAAUCUUUGUCUGACUAGAAGAAACUAAACAGUAUAUUGACAAAAAAAAAAAAAAAGACACUUUACAGUGGGAGAUUUAAGGUGUCAUGUAUGGUUCAGUUUUAUUCAACAUUGUAACAAUAAACGCCAUUCCCUGUUAUAGAAACUCUGUUGCUGUUUGCAUCCCUGAAAUAUUAAAAUGAAGCAGGUUGGACCGAGGUAUUCCGUUGGAUGGUGUGAUUAUUUUUUUUAUUGAAGUAAUAAAUAUGUUUUACAAGUAGUA